Molecule: messenger RNA, 672 nt
Organism: Schistocerca serialis cubense
Lineage: Eukaryota; Metazoa; Arthropoda; Insecta; Orthoptera; Acrididae
Product: cuticle protein 21-like
Exons: 2
Coding region: 19-411 (130 amino acids)
Cellular component (GO): extracellular matrix
Source: RefSeq, a predicted model, not a curated record
ACCCACACCAGCACCAGCAUGGCUUGCAAGUUGAUCGUCUUGGCCGCAGUGGUAGCAGUGGCACAGGCAGGCUACCUGCGAGCCGCCCCCGCCAUCGCCGCCCCCGCCGCCGUGGCCGCUGAGUACGACCCCAACCCCCAGUACAGCUACGGGUACAACGUGCAGGACGCCCUCACCGGCGACUCGAAGGCGCAGCAGGAAACCCGCAGCGGAGACGUCGUCCAGGGCAGCUACAGCGUCGCCGAACCCGACGGCUCCAUCCGCACCGUCGACUACACCGCCGACCCCGUCAACGGCUUCAACGCCGUCGUGCACAGGGAGGGCGGCGCGCACCCCGCCCCCGUCGUGGCCGCCGCCCCCGCCUACGCCGCCGCCCCCGCGCUGGCCUACGGCAAGGCCUACCACGGCUAGUCUCGUCUUUUAACAAUCCUGUUUUCUUUGUUUGUAUUUAUAGUUACUCUUUGAUAUAUUUCUAAAAUAUAUCUAUACCCACCUUAACUGCCUCUUUUUAUAUGACACCCAGUGAAAGCUUCCUUCAAAUCCCUCCAGUAAACACUGUCUCUCUACAUUAACUGUUACACAUUUCAGACUGAUUGCACUAUUACAUACUGUAUUAAUCGACUGAUCAUUAAUUUGUUGUUGUUCGGAAACAAAAUUUUACAAGUGACUGCU